This is a messenger RNA of Prorocentrum cordatum, 2176 nucleotides long. Lineage: Eukaryota; Dinophyceae; Prorocentrales; Prorocentraceae. The record is from the annotation of a GenBank genome assembly.
UCAGAUUUUUACGCCGAGCAUUGGCAUAUGAACUUCGUUCCCUGCGCAGCUCGGCUCUCCAGAUGUAUUUUAUCAAGAGUUGACUUCCGGGAACCGAGAGAAUAUCGAGAAUGAAGAUUUUUGGUGAAUCUUCAUUUUAUGACUCUACUUCGAUUCUGAGCACUCUAACCAGUGUAAGGAGCUCUACGAGGUUCCCGGCGGUGACCAGGUGAGUGCCCCUUGUGUGUGGUGCCAUGACAACGCAAUUUUGUACCUCGUCGACUUCUACUGUGUAUGCCAUGUCCUAUCCCGUUUCUUCUUUCCCAUCCGCGUCGUGGCGGCGGAGAGCGAGAAGGCUGAGACUCGCCAUGUUUCGACAAGCCCUCUUUGACAUCCAUACUCUGCAGUGCGUUCCAGUGGGGAUGCAGUCUCCAGGGGUGGUGCAGUCUCCAGCCGUGGUGCAAUCUCCAGAGAUCCGUGUGCUAGAGGCUCUGGGUGUGAUGACUGAGUCAUUCGACGGAGUCGCUAAACCCGAUGGGCCAACUGAUCGUGGGAAAGCUUUCUCGUCUUAUUCUGUUGCUUAUUCUCCAGAUGCGGUGCAGUCUCCAGAUGGUGUGCUGGGUUCUGUUUCUUUUCUUCCUGGUGUUCAGAAUGAGGAGCUGCAGGACGAGGAGUUGCAGAAUGAGGAUUUGCAGAGUGAGGAGGUGCUGAAUGAGCAGUUGCAUUAUUCUCAGCAUACUGUCUCUUUGGAUUCCAGCUCUGAAGUUUGCCACGCUUCAUCUCCGGACGCUCUGUCGGAUUGUCUUGGGAAGGCUGGGCAGGAAGAUCUUAAGGUGAGGAAGGAGGUGGUGGAGUCUCCUGAUGUGGUGCAGCCUCGAGAUUCUGUUGAUCCAAGUGUUCUGAAAGAGGAGUUGCAUGAUGAGGAGUUGCAGGGUGAGGAGUUGCAGAAUGAGGAGUUGCGGAAUGAGCAGUUGCAUUAUUCUCAGGUCUCUGUUUCUGUUGAUCCAGGUGUUCUGAAAGAGGAGUUGCAUGAUGAGGAGUCGCAGGGUGAGGAGUCGCAGAAUGAGGAGUUGCGGAAUGAGCAGUUGCAUUAUUCUCAUCAUAAAGAUUCUAUGGCUUCACACCCUGGGAGUUCCACGUCUGGGAGAUUAUCUAAUGCAGUUGUGAGUUCAGCAGUGACGGAGGACGAGUGUCAAGCUGCCAGGGACUGGGCCCUUGCCGGUGUCGAUGUCAGUGCCCUUUGGCGUGAGCUACACCGACUCCCGAGACAUGAGUUUCAGCGUAGGACUGAGGCUUUUCAUGCAUACAGGCUGCAAAUGGGAAUUGAAAGUUCCGAGGAGGAUGAUUUGCAACAAGGGGGUCCUCAGAGUUCUACUUCCAUGAGUGCAUUGACGCGGAGCGGCAAGAAGCAUCGGAAACGGCACAGAUGAUGCACAUGUGAUUGAUCCUGCACGUAUGUUUUUGACAUUGCGUUGCCUUUCUUCAUGCCUGUGUGUGUUGUCGUGCAUGCGCGUGUGUUGAAUAAGAGCUUCGCCUGAUCCCUUAGGUCAUUCGUUGCUUCCUUGAUUUGAGUGCUCAUUGACCUUUGAACGUGGCUUUCCGUGAUUUGUCACGUGGUGCCUCAAAGUAGGCCUUUGAUCUGGUCGACACCAGGUUUCACUUAGACAUGGUUUCACACGUCCAGGUUUCACUUAGGCCUGGUGUCAAAGCACACUCGCUAUCUCAGUUCUCUUAGUUUCGUGUUCUUUCUCAGUGGUGUUGAGACGGUAAUCGCUGUAUAAACCAGUUGUUACUGUAUGGUCUCUCACUGCUUCUUGCUGUCUUGUACAGCUUCUUUGAUCAUCUUUGUCAUUUUGUAUUCUAGUGUAUUGGCAGUCUUGUGCAUAUUUGUACAGCUUCGCUGUUUGAUGCACCUCUGCUUUAAUCUUUGCAGCUUCGCUGUCUUCCUGUACAGCUUCGCUGUUGAGGUUCUUUGUGUUUAGGCCUGCUCCCAUGGGAGCUCGAACCGGCCUUCGCAAAAGACGCAGAAGACCAGGUUGACGGUUUACCGCCGGCGCCAGUACCUCGUAGAGCUCUUCGGCAUCGAUGAGCUCGAGGAAUUCCGGCGCGGGGUGGAGCUAGUUGGCCGACCCGGCCUAAAGAGACAAAGUGGUAACUUUGGGUCGGUUUUGCUCAGAUUUGAGAGAUAUUUGACCAU